Molecule: messenger RNA, 2649 nt
Organism: Zophobas morio
Lineage: Eukaryota; Metazoa; Arthropoda; Insecta; Coleoptera; Tenebrionidae
Product: neprilysin-2-like
Exons: 9
Coding region: 150-2351 (733 amino acids)
Biological process (GO): protein processing
Cellular component (GO): plasma membrane
Molecular function (GO): metalloendopeptidase activity
Source: RefSeq, a predicted model, not a curated record
UCUCUAACAGACGUGUUUCACUAUUUCUUGUUAAAUUAGUGGGGGCCGAACCUUUUACGAGUUUAUAAAGUCAAAUACGCUGCUUAUGCACAUUCCAGACCAAUAACAUAUAACUGACUUUGAGCAAAUUUUAGAUUGGCCGAUUCCAAAUGGUUGAAAAAUUACCCAGGGAAAAAAAAUUUUCGUGGUGGGAACGACGGACUAGAAUUGAAAAAUGUUUGCUUGUUCUUACCGGGUUUUCUGUUGUUGUAAUUACCUACUUGAUGUCAAAUUUCCUAAUGACGUUUCCUCCAACCAGAGAGGGUCUUCCACAAGAUGUGUGUUUAACGGAAAAAUGUAUUCGUUCAGCAGCACACAUUUUAGAGAAAAUUGACGAAACUGUUGAUCCGUGUGACGAUUUUUAUAAAUUUGCUUGUGGUAACUUUGUUAAAAAUACCAUAAUUCCUGACGAUAAAGUAAUGGUUUCUUCGUUCAGCGACACUAGAGAUAAAGUAUUUCUACAACUGAUGAACCUUUUGGAAGAGCCUGAUCGAGAUCAUGAACCAUCUCAUCUAAAACUUCUCAAGAAAGUUUAUAAAUCGUGCAUGAACACAAAACAAAUUGAAACAGAAGGGCUGACUUUUGUGAAAAAUGGGUUUAAGGAUCUUGGUGGUUGGCCUGUUGUAGAACCUUACUGGAACGACAAGAUUUUCGAUUGGAAAAGCCUUUUGUAUCGUAUUCAGAAAGGUGAAUGGAGAGAAAAUUUCUUUUUUAGCAUGUAUGUGGGUACUGAUUACAAAGAUUCGUCCAAAGUCAUAUUUACAAUUACCCAACCUUUUAUGUAUUAUGAAGCACUAAAGAAAGGUUUUAAUGACACUACAGUUAAAGCUAUGUUUAAUUACAUGGUCGAAUUUGCGGUUCUUUUUGGUGCGGAUAGAGCAACUGCAAUUUCUGAUAUGAAAGACGUUAUUGAUUUUCGAAUUGAAUUGGCAAAGCUGAUAAUUCCAUCUGAAGAACAAAAAAAUAAAUCUUUGAACUAUAAUCCUGUUACAAUUCGAGAAUUACAGAAAAAUUACCCGAGUUUUUCUUGGUUAAAGUUGUUCAACAAUUAUUUGUCUCCGAUAGAUAUGUUGACUUCCGAUGACAUUAUUAAUGUAGCGAUUCCAAAAUAUAUGGAUAGCUUAGAAACAUUUCUACCUAAAAUUAAAAAGAGGACCUUAGCAAACUAUAUGUUUUCAACUAUUCUUGAGAGUUUGGUUACCCAUUUGCCAGAACAAUUUAGAAGAAAAGAAGCGGAAUAUGAGAGAAUUGCGUAUGCGAAAAAUGAGGCAACUCCGAGAUGGAAAACUUGCGUGUCGCAAGCAUCGAGGUUGCACAUCGCUAUGUCAUCUAUACAUAUCAAGCAUAUGUUGGAUAAACCUAUUAAACAUAAAGUGACUGAAUUAGUAGUAGACAUUAAGAGCUCAUUUUUGGAUACUUUGAAAAAAGUGGGUUGGAUGGAUCAGAAGACGAAAAAACACGCUGUUAUUAAAGCAGAGCAAAUGAGCUAUUUUAUAGGUUACCCUGAGGAGCUUCUAGAUGACAACAAUGUGGAAGAUUAUUAUCAAGGGUUGGAGCUGGAUGGUGACGAGUAUUCUUUGAAAGUCCAUUUUAAUGUGUCACGAUUUCGUCAUAUGAAGCACUUUCAGGAGCUGAGUAAACCCGUGAAUAACGAAGGCUGGAAAAACCAAGCAUAUACUUUUAAAGUCAAUGCUUUUUAUACAGAAAUCGAAAACACCAUUGAAUUGCCUGCCGCUGUGCUUCAGGAUAACUUCUUCGAUCCCGAUAGACCUCAAUACUUGAAUUACGGAACACUAGGGGACAUAAUUGGCCAUGAAAUCAUUCACGGAUUUGAUAAUAAUGGCAGGCAGUAUGAUAAAAACGGCAAUGUGAUUGAUUGGUGGGAGCCGGAAACUAACCGAACCUUUGGACAGAAAAGCCAAUGUCUUGUGGACCAAUAUAGCAAUUACACAAUUCCUGAGUCAGAAAUUAAUUUAAACGGCGUUAAAACUUUGGCUGAAAAUAUCGCCGAUAACGGUGGAAUUAAAAUUGCAUACAGAGGGUAUUUGAAAUGGCUGGAAAGGAAUAAAGCGGAGUUGCCUCUUCCGGCACUUCGGUAUACACCGCGUCAGCUUUUCUGGAUUUCUGUGGCCACUAAUUCGUGUGUCAAAGUGAAGAAAGAAUAUUUAAAGCAGUCUAUUCGUUGGAGUGCUCAUUCUCCCGAUUAUUUUCGAAUUCUGGUUCCUUUUAUGAAUUCGGACUAUUUUGGAAGGGAUUUUAACUGCCCUCUGGGGUCGCCGAUGAAUCCUAAAUAUAAGUGUAGUGUGUGGUGAAAAGCCCCCACUCCGAAAAAGAUAAAUAGGAAACUUUUAGAAAUUUUAGAAAAACUUAAGACAAAAAUUUAUUUAUCCAAAAUAACCAAAAACGUUUUGCCAAAUAAAAAUAUAACUCUUAAAACUAUUUACCUAGUUUAUAUUUAUGUCACCGUGGGCAACCACACACACUCUCUCUUCCGAAGUUCCGGCAUGAGCCUAGUAAGACUCUCUCGUGCUGAACUUGCAAAAUCACAGUUCGGCAAUCUAUGGUAAGCUCAGCAUUAUGGUCUCCCCGAUCUUCCGCCGUAACUCGUGG